Molecule: messenger RNA, 4763 nt
Organism: Zerene cesonia (dogface butterfly)
Lineage: Eukaryota; Metazoa; Arthropoda; Insecta; Lepidoptera; Pieridae
Gene: Top2
Product: DNA topoisomerase 2-like
Exons: 17
Coding region: 63-4430 (1455 amino acids)
Biological process (GO): DNA topological change; sister chromatid segregation; resolution of meiotic recombination intermediates
Cellular component (GO): nucleus
Molecular function (GO): ATP binding; DNA binding; DNA topoisomerase type II (double strand cut, ATP-hydrolyzing) activity
Source: RefSeq, a predicted model, not a curated record
UAUAUAAAAUAUAUGACGAAAUAUUAGUAAACGCAGCUGAUAAUAAACAAAGAGACCCAAAAAUGGAUGUGAUUAGAAUUGAAAUAAAUCAAGAACAAAACACAAUAUCUGUAUACAACAAUGGAUGCGGUAUUCCAGUGGUUAUGCACAAAGAGGAGAAAAUGUUUGUUCCAACCAUGAUCUUUGGACAUCUCUUGACAUCUUCAAAUUACAAUGACGAAGAAGAAAAAGUGACAGGUGGUCGUAAUGGAUACGGUGCAAAAUUGUGUAACAUUUUCUCAACAAAAUUCACUGUUGAAACUGCAUCAAAGCAAUACAAGAAACAUUUCAAACAGACAUGGGGCGCAAACAUGACUAAGGCUUCAGAACCAAAGGUUAAGGAAUCCGGCAAGGAUGAUGAUUUUACAAAAGUAACUUUUAGCCCUGACUUAGCUAAAUUUAAAAUGGAAAAAUUAGAAGACGAUAUUGUAGCGUUGAUGUCACGACGUGCGUAUGACGUAGCAGCGUCUACGGCAGGCGUGAAAGUCUAUCUCAAUGGAGAGAGAUUGAAAAUUAAUAAAUUUAAAGACUAUGUAGAUUUAUACAUAAAAGGUAAAGAAGAUGAAAAUGGACAGCCAUUGAAGGUUGUAUAUGAAAAGGUUAAUGACCGCUGGGAAGUAGCAUUGACCCUCUCUGAUAGAGGUUUCCAACAAGUUUCAUUUGUAAAUUCUAUUGCUACCACAAAGGGUGGCAAACAUGUUGACUCAGUUUCUGAUAGUGUUGUUAAGAACGUACUAGAAGUACUUAAAAAGAAAAAUAAAGGUGGUGUUAAUAUUAAGCCUUUCCAAGUUAAGAAUCACAUGUGGAUAUUUGUUAAUUGUCUAAUUGUCAACCCGACCUUUGAUUCUCAAACCAAGGAGAAUAUGACACUCCAAGCCAAAAGCUUUGGAUCGAAAUGUAAUUUUUCCGAGAAAUUUAUUACGUCAGUUACUAAAUGCGGUUUAGUAGAAUCAGUAUUGACAUGGGCUAAGUUUAAAGCUCAGAAUGAGCUUGUGAAAGCAUCAGGUAAAAAGCAAAGCAAGCUGAAGGGCAUACCAAAGCUAGAAGAUGCUAACGAAGCAGGUACAAAGAAUGCACAUUUGUGUACUCUCAUCCUUACUGAGGGAGACUCAGCCAAGACAUUGGCUGUGUCAGGACUCAGUGUUGUGGGAAGGGAUCAUUAUGGUGUAUUUCCACUUAAGGGUAAGCCAUUGAACGUCAGAGAUGCAUCCCACAAGCAGGUUUUAGAAAAUGUUGAAAUAAACAAUCUCAUAAAAAUUCUUGGUCUUCAGUAUAAAAAGAAAUAUAACACACUCGAUGACUUAAAAUCGCUUAGAUAUGGUAAAGUGAUGAUAAUGGCUGAUCAGGAUCAAGACGGUUCACAUAUCAAAGGGCUGAUCAUUAACUUCAUACAUCACAAUUGGCCCGAGCUAUUAAAACUGCCAUUCUUGGAAGAGUUCAUCACGCCUAUCGUGAAAGCGACGAAAAAAGACAAAGAGAUAUCUUUUUAUUCAUUACCUGAAUUUGAGGAAUGGAAGAAUGAAAAUGAGAAUUAUCACACAUACAAUAUAAAAUACUACAAAGGUUUGGGUACCUCCACUGCGAAGGAGGCUAAAGAAUACUUUCAGAAUAUGGAAAGGCAUAGGAUAAGAUUUAAGUACGCGGGCGCUACUGACGAUCAUCACAUCGAGCUGGCUUUCUCGAAGAAAGGCGCUGACCAACGGAAGGAGUGGUUAACUAAUCACAUGGAAGAAGUUAAGAGGAGGAAGGAGAUUGGCCUUCCGGAAAGAUACUUGUAUACGAAAGAAACUAAAGCAGUGACAUAUUCAGACUUUGUUAAUUUGGAGCUGGUUCUCUUUUCGAAUGGUGAUAAUGUCAGAUCGAUACCUUCCAUGGUAGAUGGCCUGAAGCCAGGUCAGCGUAAAGUGAUAUUCACAUGCAUCAAACGUAACGACAAACGCGAAGUGAAAGUCGCGCAGUUGGCUGGUUCAGUUGCAGAACAUUCCGCUUACCAUCAUGGUGAGCAGUCCCUCGCCAUGACGAUAGUGAACCUCGCUCAGAACUACGUAGGUUCCAACAACAUCAACCUACUGGAGCCCCGUGGUCAGUUUGGUACGAGGUUGUGCGGAGGCAAGGACUCGGCCAGUCCGAGAUACAUAUUCACCCUCAUGUCUCCGCUUACCAGAUUGAUUUUUCACCCGCAUGACGAUCCUUUGCUGUUGCAUGAAUUUGAAGACAACCAGAAGAUUGAGCCCAUACAUUAUGUGCCAAUAUUGCCGAUGGUGCUUGUGAAUGGAGCAGAAGGUAUCGGCACUGGCUGGUCCACCAAGAUACCCAAUUACAAUCCUAGAGACAUUGUUGCCAAUAUUCGUCGCAUGCUCGACGGUGAAGAGCCGAAACCGAUGCACCCCUGGUACAAGAACUUCCGCGGCACGAUAGAGGGCUUCGGCGAUAAGUACGUCAUAUCCGGCGAGGCGGCCAUCUUGCCGAACGACAAGAUCGAGAUCACGGAGCUUCCGGUUGGCACGUGGACGCAAAACUACAAGGAGAAUGUGCUGGAGCCGAUGCUGGGUACGGAUAAAGUGAAGCCGCUCAUCAGUGAAUAUAGGGAAUACAACACCGACACGACGGUGCGCUUCCUGGUGAGCCUGCUGCCGGGCAAGCUGGCGGAGGUGGAGGCGGAGGGAGUGCACAAGGUGUUCAAGUUGCAGACCACCAUCUCUAUGACCUGUAUGAACGCGUUCGAUCACAACAACUGCUUGAAGAAGUACGAGCGCGUGGAGGAGAUGCUGCGCGAGUUCUACGAGCUGCGCGUGCGCUACUACGCCAAGCGCAAGGAGUUCCUCGAGGGGCAGCUGCAGGCCGAGGCCGACAAGCUCAGCAACCAGGCGCGCUUCAUCGUCGAGAAGUGCGACAAGGGGCUCGUCGUCGAGAACAAGAAGCGGAAGGUCAUGGUCGAGGAGCUCAUCAAGAGAGGUUACGCACCAGACCCAAUAGCCGAGUGGAAGAAGCGAGCCAGCAAGAUGCAAGGUCUCACCGCGUUGGAGGAAGAGGAGCCCCAGGAGUCUGAGGAUGAACCAGAGCCCGAAGAAACUACAAAGGGAAAACCAGUUGAUCCAGAGAAAGCAUUCCAACAGCUGAAGGAAGUGAAGAAGUUCAACUACCUGCUGGGCAUGUCCAUGUGGAUGCUGACCCGCGAGAAGAAAGACGAGCUGCUGAAGCAGAGAGACCAGAAACUUGUCGAGCUCGAGGCGCUCAAGAAGAAAACACCAGCACUAUUGUGGCGUGACGAUUUGGACAUCUUCCUCACGCGGCUCGACGAGCUCGAAGAGAAGGAGAGGCAGGAGGAGGCCGCUACCAACAGGAAGACUUCCAAGGCUCAGGCGGCGAACAAGAAGAACCGCAAAUCGCUGAUGGAGAUCGUGCCCUCGCAAGAUGGCCGGCGAGUGGAGCCCAAGAUCUCGGAGGACAUCAUCAAGAGGAUACAAGCUGCGGAGAAAGCGAAGAUCAAGAAGGAGGUCAAAAAGGAGUACGAUCCGGAUGACCCAACGGGCAUAAGUCCAGCGAGCCAAGAGAAGAAGCCGAAAGCACGUGUGAAGAAGGAGAAAGUGGAGAAAGAGAAAGUAGAAAAGGGAGAUAAAGCAGAGAAAGACGGGCUCAAACAGAGCAAACUCAACUUUAAGAAGGAGCCCAAAAAGAAGAAGAUGACAUUCAGUGGCAGCGACUCCGAGGAAGUGUCAGGUUCAGAUGUGGAAGCGAUAAUGGACACUGCGCCCGCGCCCAGACAACGGAACUCCACUAGAAGAGCUGCCACUAAGGUGCAGAAAUACAAGGACGGCUCAGACGAAUCCGCAUCGGAUUCAGAACCGGAAUUACUAGACAAUAAAUUGAGUUCGGACGCGGAGCCGCCGCAGCGGGCGAUGUCCGUGAGUGAUGAUGAUGAUGAUGACUUCAAUGUAAAAAAGCACGGCAAUAAGAAGCCGGCUGAGAUGGAUUCCGAUUGCCUAUUUGACUCACUGAUAGAAGAAACAAAGAAAGAAGAAGCAAGCAAGAACGCAAGUUCGGACAGACCAAACGUCCUAUCCAGCGAUGGUGACGCUGAGCCUCCAUCACCGAAGAAACCGGUGAAGAGGAAGCUAAUGAACGUGAAGGAGCCGGUAAAGAAGAAGGUGAAAGCCACCAUCAGUUUGGACAGUGAUGAUGAUAGCAUAUUCGAUACUAAGAAGGACAAGAAAAAGCCGGCGGCCGCGAAGAGAACGAAGAAAGCCAAGAAGAAGAGCAGCGACGAGGAGAGCGAGGCGGAGGUGUCGCCCCCCGCGGCCCCCGCGCACCCCGCCCCCGCGGCGGGCGGGCGCGGGGCGCGCGCGCGCCCGCAAAAGUACCACUUCAGCGACGGCUCGGACAGCGAGUAGACGUCCCUAUGCUGGUAAAACCAGUUUUAAGUCUAAUGAAGCAGUAUUUGUAAAUAUAGAAACUUGGAAAAUGUGAAUGAGUAAUACGAAUUGAGUGUUAGCGACUUUUCUAUGGAGUUUUGAAUCUUGACAUUUUUAAUAAUUCGUGAUUACGUUUUACAUUUUAACAUAAGACAUGAUUUAAUAUAGUGACAAUUGUACGUCUGUUCGUAACAACUAAUUUUAAAGUUAAAAAAUAUAUUUUUUUUUGUUUUGUACAUAAUUAAUUCUCUGUUUAGUUUUUCAUUCAAUCUUUUUUCUUUCUCUUCUUAAUUUAUCGUUCGUUUACAUUUA